Messenger RNA from Mucor velutinosus, 747 nucleotides. RefSeq lists its product as uncharacterized. The record is from RefSeq and is a predicted model, not a curated record. Lineage: Eukaryota; Fungi; Mucoromycota; Mucoromycetes; Mucorales; Mucoraceae. Bases 1 to 747 code for a protein of 248 amino acids. The transcript has 3 exons. Gene Ontology annotation, cellular component: nucleus. Gene Ontology annotation, molecular function: polyubiquitin modification-dependent protein binding.
AUGGCUUAUUCUGUUCGUCUCAGUGGAACUGUACUCUCCUCUCUACUGUACGAAUGUGCGAAUUCGAAAACUGAUAUUGAAGGCUUCUUGUUGGGCGUGCUCUCGUACAAAACAACCCUCACAAACGACGAUUCUUCUGAACAGGCAUACGAACGACGAGAGGACUUUAUCAUCAUUCAUGGCUUUCAGAUAUUGAAGGAAAAGCCGUACGAUGAUCAUGGCAACAUCAACAAAGCCCUUGUGCAAACUCAACAGAGGGAUCUCUCAUCUAUUGUAGGAUAUUUCAAAUUUAGAAGACAAACAGAUAUAGCACUGUCUGUUCGAGAUCAGUUAUGGAUGCAAUCCUACUCGCAAAAUAUACCACAUGGCUGCAUUGCCAUCAUAUCAUCCACACUCAAUAACGCUUUGGCCGAUAAGUCGACACAUAGCUACGAAUUUGCUUUUUGGGAUAUGAAAUCAUCCAUUGCAAAACUGCCAAUUGAUAUCACAAACAUGACGGAAAGCACACUUGGAUACAAAAACUUCAUGUCAAAUACACCGUACAAAUUAACAGAGGGAUCUAGCAAUCAUAUGCUAGCCUCUAUUUCACCAACCAGCCUUAUCAUUGAACAGUAUGACAGCAUGUACCAACAAUCAAUACAAGCAUUAAGGACAGCAUCACAUAGAGUCGCCGAAAAGGAGGCAGAGUUAGAAAAAUUGAAGAAAGAAAUAGAAGGAUUACAGCAAGCUAAUAAUAAACGAUUCUAA